Messenger RNA from Monopterus albus (swamp eel), 2008 nucleotides. RefSeq names its product cytokine like 1 (gene cytl1). The transcript is spliced from 4 exons. Bases 81 to 521 code for a protein of 146 amino acids. Lineage: Eukaryota; Metazoa; Chordata; Actinopteri; Synbranchiformes; Synbranchidae. The record is from RefSeq and is a predicted model, not a curated record. Gene Ontology annotation, biological process: positive regulation of transcription by RNA polymerase II.
GCCCUCCCCUUUACUAUUUGAAACUGCCUGGGGCAUACAAGCAGCUGGAAGCAGACCUGAGCAGAGUGUUAUCAUCCGAUAUGAGGCUGGGACUCGCGACUCUCCUGUGCUUCCUCACCUGUGCGCGGCUGUCGGCGUGCGCGCCGUCGACCUGCUACUCCAGAGCACUCGCCCUGGGCAAAGUCGUCAUGGGUCUUGUGGACAGAAUGCACAAUAACGACAACACGAAAGCGUGUGUCCAAUACCUGCCAAGGAUCUUCAUCGAUGUGCACAACGAAUGCCUCUCCACCAAGCUCCGUGACUUCGUCUACCUCUUGCUGAACCACCCAGACCAGGACUGCAGACAGCUUCCCAGGAUGGUGCUGCUGAAACGCAAAGCCUACGUAUUGUACAACAUCAUCACCAGAAUGUGUUACCGGGACUUGGUGUAUUUGUCCAACGACUGUGAGGCUAUCGAUACUGGACGCAGCAGCCCUCAAUACGCAGAGGACAGGCUCCAGAUUCUGCAAGAGGAUCCAUGAGCAACAGGCGUACACACACACACACACACACACACACACACACACACUGAGCUGUUGCAGUCAUAACAACGCAACACCAUUAUGGAGAAUGCACAUAGAAAAUUACUUGUACAAAAUACACCACAGCCUGCAUCAUACCGUUUUGGCAGGGCAAGUCCUAGUUGGCUCCAUGUUAGCUGCAGACUCAUGUCAGUGAACACGUAUGCUUACAUUCCAACAAGGAAUGCAGAAUGUUCCACAGGAAAUUAGCUGAAUGCCAACCAUACUGGUGAAAACCUUGAAAUAAUAAACCAAUCAGAGAUGCCUGUGAGCCAGGCUGUAAAACCUGCAUACUUACCAGGACUAAAAGGUAAAUGUUUUAUUAACAGAAACAUGUUGUGCUGCCGUAAACCCUGGUCUGACUAACCUCCUGUCUUAAGGGAACACUAUAGAACUUUUUGUUAGCCUUUGUAGAGUUGAAUACAGUGGUCAAAAAUGUUUUUUUCUGGCGCUUGGUUGUAUGUUCCCUCAGGAUUUUCAUGAAACCAGAGAGGUUAUGGCCAUGCUACUGCCAAGAGUUAACAUAGUAAAUAUUUUCAUGACAGUAAGCAGAAGGUGUAUAAAAUAUUAGAGAACAGACAUAUUAGAAACAUACAGACUUUUAGUAGUUUGCCUGUUUUUAUUAUAUAGUUAAAAUGUAAAAAUCAACACAUCUCAAGUUAAGUAAUAAACAUUGUCUUUGUGUAUCAGUUUUAUUAACGUAUUAAUUGAUUUAUUCACUAAAAUAGCAUCUGCCAGUUGCUCCUGAGAAACGGAACAGAUACAGCUGAGUCAACACUGGACCAGGUCCACUGUGAAUCAGCGGGGUGUGCCUCUUCUGAAAUACGUAUUUUUAACACGAGGGGUUAUUUUCACUUGAGAUGUGUUACAUGUGAUGAAUUUUAUUUUUGUAGUGACAGUAUGAACUCUUCUGUUUGUCCGUACUAGAUUAAAAUACAGCUGUAUUUUCAGUAACCAUUGUUUAAGACAAAGUGCAAAAGCAUGUUGUCUCCACAAACUAAAUUAAACUUGUGGUUGUGUCUUGAAAAUGUGAUUGAUUGAACUGUGAGUGAACAGUGUGGCUUCCCACAAACCACGGCCACUGCUCUCUACACAAAAAUACCAUGAAGUAUAAAUCCUUUGUGCUUUUUGACAAUACAGUAAACAGCGGUGCUGUUGCCAGUGUUACGGGAAGCGUCAGAGAAUAGUGGAAGACGCUGUCUCCGUGGUUUUAUUCAUGGCCUCUGCUGCUCUCUUUUGGCAAGACUUUGUAACCUGGCAGUUCUGCAGGGAGUUGUAUACAAAUAUGUAGGUUUUUCUGUGAUUCUUGGAGGCCAUUGAGGCCUUAAACAUGUUAACACAAAUAACUUUGAUUGCUAGGUGUUUUUUCCUCCCUCUAAACACUGAGCCAGGUUUACUUCUGACAAAUGAACCCUGUAAAUUAAUGUCAUGUGGUAAAGCUCAGAGCU